CUAUGCCCCAUCCUCUCUCUUUCUCUCUCUUCAUCCACAUGUAUUGUCCAUCUCUCAACAUUAUUUGCACAAGGAGCUAUAACUGAAAUCUGAGCUAGAGCUGUGAAAUGGAUUUGAACGUGAAAGACUUUAAUAACAGAACAGCUACAAAAGAAGAGAAUAGCACAUUGGAUACAACAACCACCAAUUUUCCUGCAUGGGAGGAUUAUAACAGCAGUGUGGACGACAUACGAUACUUUCUAAUUGGGCUGUACACCUUUGUAAGCCUGCUCGGAUUUAUGGGGAAUCUCCUUAUUCUCUUGGCUAUUUUCAGAAAGCGCAAACAGAAGACAAUAAUUAACUACCUCAUUGGAAACCUAGCCUUUUCAGAUAUUCUGGUCGUACUCUUUUGUUCUCCCUUUACAUUGACCUGUGUCUUACUUGACCAAUGGAUCUUUGGUGAAGUCAUGUGUCAUGUUGUGCCUUUUCUCCAAUGUGUUUCUGUUCUCAUCUCCACCUUAAUGCUCAUGUCUAUUGCCUUGGUGAGAUACCAUAUGAUUAAACAUCCUCUCUCCACCAAUUUAACUGCCAAUCAUGGGUACUUUUUGAUUGCCACUGUCUGGACUCUAGGCUUCACAAUAUGUUCUCCUUUGCCAGUUUUUCAUAAAAUUAUAAAUUUGAGAGAAGCGUUCAACUUAGAGCCCUUGAUGAAUAGUUACCUGUGCAUUGAGUCCUGGCCCUCUGAUUCAUACAGAAUUGCCUUCACUAUAUCAUUAUUACUUGUGCAGUACAUAUUGCCACUGUCCUGUUUAACAAUAAGUCAUACAAGUGUAUGCCGGAGUAUAAGUUCAAGGUUAUCAAAAAGAGAUGUUAAAGUUGAAGAAAAUGAAAUGAUUAAUCUGACCCUUCAGCAUCCUAAAACUAACAGAUCUGUUGUGGAAAUCUGUAGUAGUCGAAGGUGGAGCAACUCUUGUGUUCGCAAACACAGAAAGCGAUACAGCAAAAAAUCAGCCAGUGUUGUCCCAGCAAUUCUGAGAAGACACCAAGAGAGUAACACUGGGGAUAUCCCAGAAACAUCAACCACAGAAAGGAGUCAUACCUUGCCCUCUAGUGUUCACACUUUACCUUCCACUGUUUAUUUACCUGGAGUACCCAUAUGCUUUGAAAUGAAGCCGGAAGAGAAUUCUGAACUAAGCAACAUGAACUCUGUCUCAAAAUCCAUAACCCGAAUAAAAAAAAGAUCUAGGCGUGUUUUCUGCAGGCUGACAGUAUUGAUCUUGGCUUUUGCUGUCAGUUGGAUGCCACUUCACCUUUUUCACCUUGUAACUGAUUUUAAUGCCAACCUCAUUUCCAAUCGACAUUUCAAAUUAGUUUAUUGCAUCUGUCACUUGCUUGGUAUGGUCUCCUGUUGUCUAAAUCCCAUACUCUAUGGAUUUUUAAAUGAUGGCAUUAAGGCAGAUUUGAUGUCUCUCAUCCAGUGUUUCCAGAUAUCAUAGGCUGGAAUCCAGCUAUUAUUUUAUUUCCUGUAAAACUAAGAUGCAAAAAGUAACUACAGGGUUGAGUCAGACACAAGUUGAUCUAGACUAAAACUUAGCCAUGCGCUAGCAUAAAUAUCCAGUACUUACCUGCUGAACGUUAGUCAUCAACUAAUGUUAUCAUCACAUAAAAUGUAUAUUUGCAGACAGGUUUACAGUAUGGCAUAUGAUCUCCAUGAGGUCAUUUUCUAUUUUUUUUACAAAUGUAAAAAUAGCAUACAGUAUGUACAACUCUUGUUUUUGUUC
Messenger RNA from Nanorana parkeri, 1760 nucleotides. It is a transcript of the gene NPY5R, whose product is annotated as neuropeptide Y receptor Y5. Gene Ontology annotation, cellular component: plasma membrane; neuron projection. Bases 108 to 1475 code for a protein of 455 amino acids. Lineage: Eukaryota; Metazoa; Chordata; Amphibia; Anura; Dicroglossidae. The transcript has 2 exons. The record is from RefSeq and is a predicted model, not a curated record. Gene Ontology annotation, biological process: G protein-coupled receptor signaling pathway. Gene Ontology annotation, molecular function: neuropeptide binding; neuropeptide Y receptor activity.